UACAGCUCAGCUGUUAUGGAGCCAAAGGAGCCCCUGGGGCUUAGGGAAAUAUGCAUCUCUGUCCAUCUCUUUAUCCAUUCUCGAAUUCUCUACCCCCUCCCAUUCUUCCCCAGUCAUUCAUUCUCUCCGCCCAUACUGAGCAAGCAGCCUCUUCCUCCUCCUCCUCCUCCUCCUCCUCCUUCUCCCCUGCAGUCUUUCACCUCUUGCCUCCUGCUACAAUCUCCCUUCUCUGCAAUAGUCUGUUGCUGUGUUGCACGCUGCAUCAUGAUGCAUAGGGGCUGCAUGUGGGGUCUCUCCUUGUUCCUGUCUCUGAGUUUGGGAUGGACGAAGGCCCAGGACACGAACUACACCAGGCCUGUGUUCCACUGUGGAGGAGACUUGGUCGCAGACUCAGGCUUUGUUGGCAGUGAGGGGUUCCCAAGCUUCUACAAACCCAACAGCAAAUGUACCUGGCGCAUCACUGUCCCAGAGGGGAAUGUGGUCAUGCUUUCCUUCCGCAUUUUUGACCUGGAAGCUGACUCACAAUGUCGCUACGAUUAUCUGGAUGUUUACAAUGGCCAAACCAACUUGGUACAAAAGCUGGGCCGCUUUUGUGGAACUUUCCGUCCCGGUGCUCUGAUCUCCACCACCAACACCAUGAUGCUAGAGAUGGUGUCUGAUUCAGAGACGCAGGGUAGAGGGUUUGUGGCCUAUUUCAGCGGAGCCAAGCCAUACGUAGAUGACCAACAGUUCUGUGGGGGAAAGUUAACAAAAGAUCAGGGAGAGAUCAAGACCCCCAACUGGCCUGACAAGAAAUACCCAGCAGGAACCAGCUGCUCCUGGCUUAUCACAGUGGAACCUGAUAUGGUAAUCCUAGUAACGUUUGAUAAGUUUGCCUUGGAGGCUGACACCUACUGUCGGUUUGACUACGUGGCAUUCUUCAACGGCGGAGAGAAAGAUGAUUCUCGCCUGAUUGGAAAAUACUGUGGCGAUAACACCCCACAGCCCAUUAUCACUAGUGGCAACGUCCUACUGGUCCAGUUUGUGUCUGACCUCAGUGUGAUAUCUGAUGGAUUCAUGGCCCAAUAUACCAGUGUCCCACGUGGUACUCAGAUACCAAUAGUUAACUCAGGAGCUGGUACGAGGACCAUCCCUUCAAAACCUGCCGUCAAACCCGCUGCACCUAAAGGCCCCAUCCCCACUUCCAAAUAUGUGCCACCUCCUGCGCCUGAGCCCACUGAGAGACCUAAACCAGUCAAGCCCACGAGAGGCCGUGGACCAGGCACCACUGGCCAGGACAGGAGGGUGCCUGUCACAAGACCAAACGGAAAGAAGCCUGUCCCUCAAAAUCCACUGUGUGCCAAAGCCUGUAAAAGAGAUGGAACCAUAAAGAACAGUUUCUGCACCAGUGAAUUUGUGAUAACCGGGAAGGUGACCUCCAUGGCCCCCGGGCCCCGUGGCACUCUUCAUGUUAGCGUCUCCAUCAUUAAGACCUACAAAACAGGCCGGCUAACAAUCACACAAGUUGGAGAAACUAUGGCGGUGAAGCUGGUGUCACAGUGCAAGAAGUGCCCGUUGUUCCGCAGAGGUGGAAACUACAUUAUCAUGGGUCAAGUGGAUGAAGAGGGACGUGGUACUCUGGUACCUGGUGCAUUCACAGCUCCAUACAAAGCCCCACAUCACAAAUUAUUAGUGAAUAUCAACAACAAACCCUGUUAACCUCACAAGACUGCCCAGGCCAGGAAAUCCAAACAAAUCCAUAAGUUUCAAUGUGAAAUACAGAUGAUCUAUUAAAGCACAAUAUCUCAGUAAAACAUAGCAGCAAUUUUAUCCAUCACAUUAAAGGAAAACAAAUACUUUUUUAUCCAAACACUUGCCAAACCUUACGUUUGUAAUUUAUAUAUGAAUAAAGGUUUUAUAUCUCUUUCA
Thunnus maccoyii (southern bluefin tuna) is the source of this 1908-nucleotide messenger RNA. It is a transcript of the gene pcolcea, whose product is annotated as procollagen C-endopeptidase enhancer a. Bases 16 to 1698 code for a protein of 560 amino acids. The transcript has 10 exons. Gene Ontology annotation, molecular function: protein binding. The record is from RefSeq and is a predicted model, not a curated record. NCBI's taxonomy places the organism in Eukaryota, Metazoa, Chordata, Actinopteri, Scombriformes, Scombridae.